AUGGAGCUUUUGUUAGAAUGCCUGAUUUUGCCUCCAAAUCUUGAAUACUUGCAGAUUAAUGGCUACAGUGGAGAAAGGUUUCCAACUUGGAUGCUCCCUAACCUUGUUACUAUUGAAAUUUAUUCUUGCAAAAGCUGCGUGCUACUCCCCCAAUUCAGUCAGCUACCUCGUCUCAAAUCUCUAAUUCUUCGAAAUUUAGAAGCCUUGGAGUACAUAGAAGAAGAUGGUUGGGGUGGUAAUGGAGAGUCUUGUUCUGCAACACACUUCACCGCCUUGAAGAAAUUGGUUAUAGAGCAAAUGCCGAAACUAAAGGGUUGGUUUUGGAGACCGCGAGUGAAGGAUGAUGUCCACCCUGUCCCUCAACAAGCAGCGAUGACAUCAGAUGUUCAUCAAGACUUCACGUCACAUCGACUUCUAUCAUUCCCACGUCUUUGGAAACUCGUAAUUGAGAAUUGCCCACAGUUUGUUGUGUCCAUGCCUCUGACCCUGCUGCCAAGGCUUGAGGACUUACAUGUUCUUAACAUCCAGGAGAAGGCGGUAGAAUCCCUUCUGGCAUCACAUAAAGAAGCAACUUCAUCUUCAUUUUCAUCUUCUUCUUCCUCACCAACUCUCUCCACAUUAAAACACUUGAUUAUCAAGAAUGUGAAUAUAGUUUCUUUUUCGAUUAAUUUCUGUAAUUUACAGACCUUAAUUAUCAGUAGUUGCGAGAAACUCGCCAGUUUGAUCGUUGUUUCUCCAAAUUCCUCCAUUCGUAAUCUAUCACUUUUUAAUUUGGAAAAUCUGAGAGCCCUACCAGAGGAGAUUGGCCACCUCUCCCAGCUUCGUCACCUUGACAUCCGUUAUUUUCCUGAAUUGGCCUCACUUCCACAAUCAUUGCGUGGCCUUUCUUCUUUACAAUCACUUCGAAUUGAGCGAUGUCCACACCUGAAGACAAGAUAUCGGAAACCAGACGGUGAAGAUUGGCCCCUUAUUCAGCACAUCCCCGACAUUGAAUUAAUUUAAAGAUAAAUAGCAAGAUUGACCCUUCUUCAAUAAAUAUCAUCAAUCCUUUAGUUCUUAUUGAUUUUUUUUUUGGUUUCUAUAUAUCUUGCUUCGGUUCAUUUGGGAAAGAGAAAUCAUGAUUAUUAUUAAUUUGGGAGCAACACUUAUUCUAAUCUAAAGCACACAUGCCAUUUCUGUAGCUCCUGCUGCAAUGUAUUUGUUUUUUUUUCAACUUUUGUGUUCUGACUAUAUUUGAGGUCUACAAGUCAUUUAUAACAACUUCAAUAUGCAAAAAAAAAAAACUAUGGGAAUUAAGCUGUUAUGAAUUUCUUUUUCUAUUUUUAUUUUCUAUAAGAUUAUAAUUUUCAAUUACAUUACAUUGUAUAUGAGCACGUGUUUAAGUGUCCGCAUUGGACCAAAAUAUAUGAAGAGUCUUGAGUAAUGUAAAAUUGCAACAAAUGAUUUAUAUUUAUUUUUCGAACAACCAUUUUCUGUUGCACGCAUGUAAAACACCCUGUUGUACUCCCUAUCUUGCUGAUAAUAGAUUUAAUUGCAUUCUGAAUAUGAUUUUCUCAUGAACAUUUGCUGCAGGAUACGGAUACUUGUGAGUUGCACCAGCUCAAGUUUUUACUACUGUUUAUGGAUCAGUCAUUCUGUUACUAUCAUGUAAUUGAUUGUGUUCGAGGUUGAUCAGAUUUUUGCUAUUCAUAUGUAUGUAAACUUACAUUAAGAUAGGAUUCUUAUUGUAAUAGAAGUAUAUUAAGAAGAGUUUCCUAAUUGUUUUUGAGUUUA
This is a messenger RNA of Beta vulgaris subsp. vulgaris (sugar beet), 1773 nucleotides long. Its product is annotated as putative disease resistance protein RGA4. The coding region runs from base 1 to 1002 and encodes 333 amino acids. The record is from RefSeq and is a predicted model, not a curated record. Lineage: Eukaryota; Viridiplantae; Streptophyta; Magnoliopsida; Caryophyllales; Amaranthaceae. The transcript has a single exon.